AUGGUCCGAAACCUCACCCCAGUUGGCGUCGGGCCUGGUGAUACCGACGCUCCAAGGAAAUGGCCCAAAAACCCGGAAGACGCUGUUGUCAACGACAUGGACUCUGGUGCGCUCAUCAAUGAAUUGGCGAAGCUUGCAAUUCUGCCAGGGAAACUUGACUUGACUCCCGACGAACAGGAAGCCUGCAAGGAAAACCCCGACAGUCUGAUUUGGACCCUCCGUAGAAAGGAGCCGCUACCUAGGAUUCAGAAGGGAACAUAUCGGGGGACUCAGCUGGCGCUCACUAAGCUCUACGAUCUUAUAGAACAGCGCUAUGUGUCCUUCAUGGAUGUAGCCCAGGUUGAACCUUUGAUUCCGUCGACUCUGACCCUGGAAGAUAAACGCGACUUCUUUCAAUUUACAAAGAGUGAAACCGAUGGCUUCCCACCCCAUCUUAAUCUUAGCCUCAACAAGAAAUGGGUAAAAGCUGGGAACGAGCCAGACCAGGAACAGCAAUCAACCCUCUCUCAAACCCAUAUUUUUGAUUUCGGACGCCUGAUUCAGUUAUUUUUGGUUAUGAAAGGUAUUCUGCCAAGGUUGAUUUAUGGGGGGGUUGGCACACCCGAUGCAGGGAAGACGCUCGCAAACGUGGAGGAUUAUAAUAAGCAGCAACGCGGGAAGUCUAGACACAACGAUAUAUUCGAUCGUCCGAACGUGGGCGAUUUGAAAGAUUGGUAUAGCGAUUCCCGGUUUGCACAACAACACCUUACAGGGACGAAUCCUACAACAAUUGAGCGGGCUUCAAAUGAUUGGAUAGAUCACUUUAUCCGAGCCGCAAAGACAUCCGAUGAUGCAGUGGCUAAGAAUACCAUCACUGAGCUCAGUACCAGCUGCCGAGAGUCGUUUUACAUGCAGGAUUACAGCUACUUUCGCAAGGCUGCUGGUAUGGAAUCGGCUGCCGACAUCAAAUGCGAGGACGAAAACAACAAAGGAAGCUAUCGCUAUGGUUGUGCGUCGGUGUGCCUUUUCUUUCUCAAUGAAAAAGGCCAGCUUUACCCGCUAGCUAUUGUCACGGAUUGGCGGGGCAGUCUUGAGACUUCCGUGACAAUAUACAACCGGGAAUUGUUCAAGCGGACAGAUAUCCAGUCAGGAAGCGAAAAGCAUGACCCAAAGGUCACCGUAACCGAGGAGGUUAAUGACUGGCCUUGGAGAUAUGCCAAGACAUGUGUGCAAGUUAGUGACUGGCUUCGGCAUGAAGUCACUGCACAUCUUACACGUACUCAUUUGGUUGAAGAAUCCAUCAUAGUCGCCGCCAACCGGCAACUUGAACCCGAGCAUGCUGUGUUUCGGCUACUUCGUCCGCACUGGCAGAAGACCCUGGCACUAAAUGGAGCUGCCCGGAGCACUCUCGUUCCCUCUGUCAUUCUCCCGAUAAUCGGGUUUCAGCAAGACGAAACCCUUAAGUUUAUGCAGAACGAAUACAGGAAUUUUAACUUCAAGGGAAGCUACGUACCAACAGAUCUCGGCGCACGGAGGUUCCCUCCAGAGCAACUCGACACCCCAAAGUUUCACAACUACGCCUACGCCAGAUGCAUCAACAGCAUGUGGAAGAAGAUCAGGGAGUAUGUGGAAGGCAUGCUUUCUCUGGCUUACUCAGGGCCCGAUGCUGAUAGGCAAGUCGAGAAUGACACAUCUAUUCAGAAUUGGUCGAAAGAGAUGCGGUCUCCUGACGGUGCCGAUUUGCAACACUUCCCAGUCAUUGGAACAUUCACAGAGCUGAUCGACUGCGUGACGAUGUGUAUUCACCUCGCAUCUCCCCAGCACACGGCUGUGAAUUACCUACAAGACUACUACCAGGAUUUUGUGAUCAAUAAGCCUUCCUGUCUUUUCGCUGAGCCUCCAACAUCUCUGGAGAGCUUGCUCAGAUACACCGAGGAUGAUCUUGUCAAAGCGCUGCCUAUAAAUCAUACUCAUGAAUGGCUUCUUGCUUCGCAUGUUCCAUACAUCCUCAACUUCAAACCAAACCAGGAAAACGAAACGCUGAUCGCGUACGCUCUUUCGCAGUGGGACAUUUAUCGUAAAAAGCCCAAUCCCUCUGAUGUGGAAAAGAAAACCACAGCUGUGCUCUACAAAUUUUACCAGGCGCUUCAAGGUAGCGAUGAAGAAUUCGACCAGUACGCACGCGCGAAAGACGAUUUCGAUGACAUCCCGUACAACGUGUUGAAAACAGAUUGGAAUGCGGUGUCGAUUUUGAUCUAG
Molecule: messenger RNA, 2238 nt
Organism: Penicillium canescens
Lineage: Eukaryota; Fungi; Ascomycota; Eurotiomycetes; Eurotiales; Aspergillaceae
Product: putative lipoxygenase
Exons: 3
Coding region: 1-2238 (745 amino acids)
Biological process (GO): lipid oxidation
Molecular function (GO): oxidoreductase activity, acting on single donors with incorporation of molecular oxygen, incorporation of two atoms of oxygen; metal ion binding
Source: RefSeq, a predicted model, not a curated record